This is a messenger RNA of Closterium sp. NIES-67, 2414 nucleotides long. The record is from the annotation of a GenBank genome assembly. NCBI's taxonomy places the organism in Eukaryota, Viridiplantae, Streptophyta, Zygnematophyceae, Desmidiales, Closteriaceae.
GCCUGGGGUCGGCUGUGAGGCUGCAAUCCCCUUCAGGUAAAUACGCCCUGAUCCUUCGCCUAACAUUACCCUGCAUCCAUCCAUGCCAUCAUCAACUACGCGACCCGACUCUCCAGUAGUUAGGUAAUUAGGGUUCUCUGUUGAUCUUAUUACUACGAUAUCAGUACCCUGAGGGUGUAUCACCAAAGUGCGUCCGAUUGCGGUUCGAUAAGAUAUUCCGCGUUCAGGAGCAGUCUAGUAAAAAUACAGAACGGUUGAGUAGUGUAUUUUGCGAAAGCGUACUUUGGUGACAUGCCCUGAGAUGGCUCCUCGCGUGGCUGACUCGCCAGCGCCAGCAGACCUCCCGGCAGCGACAGCGUCGCGCAGCGGACCUUCCGGCGGACAGUCGGCGGGGACCGUCGCGGCGGAGACAAGUGGGGAGAUGGCGGGGGCUCACGUGAGGUUAGUGUGCGGUAAGGAGCGAGGGGGGAGGGCUGGCGUUGGAUCAGUGGGCGCUGAGGAAUUCGCCAGUGCUGGGAGCUUGGGUGAGGAGUUUCGUCCCGAAAAAGAGCCCAGGGGCUACGGCUUUCCGUCGUCGUCCACGUCAACGUUAACGUCAGCGUCGACGCCAACGUUAACGUCAGCGUUGUCGUCCACGUCGGAGCCAUCCUUGGCGCUUCUGGUGCAAGAGAUUGCUCUGCUGGAUGCCGGAGAUUCGAUACACCCGAAUGCAAGUGCGGCGGCUGCAGAGCGCGAGGGGCGCGGUGACGAGGGAGAGGGCAGCGCGGCACCGUCGUGGGAGGAACGAGCGGCGGGUAGCGCUACCGCCCCGGCAGGUAGCGGCAGGAGCAGCAGCAGUAGCAGUAGCGGGCACGCGCGGGGAGACGACUGCAGGAUGAGCGACGGCAGGAUGAGCGACGGCUGGGGCGGAGGAAACAGCAGCGCGCGCAGAGGCGGGAGCAGAGGUAGCGGAAGCAGGGGGCGGGACGGCACGAAGCGAACAGCGAUAGUGACGCCGUGGGGGUCGCUGGUGGAAGCGGCGGAGCUGCCCUGCGCGCGGAGGGGAGGCGAGAGGGGGUGGGGGAGCGGGGGGUCAGCGAGAGGAGCAGGAUGGGGAAGGUGGGGAGGGCAGAGAGCGAGACAAGGCGGAUUCAGUGUGAUUCUAAGCAGAGGUGACUCAAUCGAGGAGCGAGUGAUAAGCACUGGGGGCCCAUUGCCGGCAUCAGGCGCUGAGCCCGUGGCGUCAUCGCCAGCAGUGGCGCGAGAGUCCGAACGAGCCUGGCAGCCGGCCCCUGGUUCCUCCUCUUCUCGCCCACCAUCGUCAUCGUCAUCAUCGUCCUCCUCCCCUCCCAGACUGUUCUCGCUAUGCACUGACUCAAUAGUGGCGCACAUCGACCAUGUGUCCUCGCUGCGAGGGGUGCCUGAAGACAUUGUGCUGCUGCUGCUCUGGCGGGUGCUGCAGCGGGGGGCGCUGACAGAGAAGGUGCUGCGGGUGUUCCGCUCGGCCCAGCACGGCCUGGUGGACGAGGCCAUCCACCUGCUCGGCAUCUCCGCCCAUUCGGUCGCUCCUGUCCUCCCCACUCGCUGCACGGACAACUCUCUCCGAUGAUGGCUCAACGCCACUGAUAGCCCCUACGGGGCUCUCAUGACUCGUAUGCUCCACAUCGCAUGCCAUUGCCCCACAUCACAUGCCCCACAUCACAUGCCCCACAUCACAUGGCCCACAUCACAUGCCCCACAUCACAUGCCCCACAUCACAUGCCCCACAUCACAUGCCCCACAUCACAUGCCCCACAUCACAUGCCCCACAUCGCAUGGCCCACAUCACAUGCCCCACAUCACAUGCCCCACAUCACAUGCCCCACAUCACAUGCCCCACAUCACAUGCCCCACAUCACAUGCCCCACAUCGCAUGCCCCACAUCACAUGCCCCACAUCACAUGCCCCACAUCACAUGCCCCACAUCACAUGCCCCACAUCACAUGCCCCACAUCGCAUGCCCCACAUCACAUGGCCCACAUCACAUGCGCCACAUCACAUGGCCCACAUCACAUGCCCCACAUCACAUGGCCCACAUCACAUGCCCCACAUCACAUGGCCCACAUCGCAUGCCCCACAUCGUAUGACACUGGAUCGAUACCGUGUGUUAGGCGGGUCACUCGCUUGGGAUGUGGAAGCCAAGGACUUUGAGUGCUGCGGGAUUGUUGACAAUCAAAGGAUUGUGGUGACGAGCAGCAGUGUGGUCGGCAUCACGUCGCUGAUGCUCCCCAAGUGGUGUGUCUGCAUUCCUUAGUUUUGCGCACUGUAGUUGGUAUGCUAGUUGCAUACUGUAGCUGGUAUGCUAGUUGCGCACUGUAGAAUGUUCUUCGAGAAAUUUGAGUUGCUAAAAACUUCAUUUCUGUAAGGAACAACUCCGUACCAUGUCAUUGAUAUGC